Ambispora leptoticha is the source of this 153-nucleotide messenger RNA. NCBI's taxonomy places the organism in Eukaryota, Fungi, Glomeromycota, Glomeromycetes, Archaeosporales, Ambisporaceae. The record is from the annotation of a GenBank genome assembly.
AUGGGCAAUGAGAGAAAAGUCACCUCUAUUGGGGUCAACACGUCCACAGUUCUCAAAACCUACGCACAUCUGACUCAGCUAGCAAAGGACGGCCCUUAUUCUCCUCAUUCUAACACCAUUCUGCAAACUGACGAUCCAAAACAUAAUGUUUGA